AUCAGUGUGUUUAAUGACAACCGCCAUAGACAAAUGAAACGGUAUAACCGAAGUUCUCCACCAACAUCUGGCCAUGGCUACGUCGGCGACCACCACUUCCGCCGCUGCAAGUACCUAUCUCUGUCGACACCAUCUCUCCGUCGGAAGAAACUGCUCUAGGAAUUACGUCAGCUUUGCGAGGAAACCGACGGGUAGGUAUAGUGUAAGGAGUUCCGCCGAUGAAGUACCGUCGUCGUCUGCAGCGACUACGGAGGUUGAAGGAACGACGGAGAGUCAGAUUGAAGUACCAAAGGAACCUUCUUCUUUGAUCUCUGCUCUUAACGUCGAAAAAGCUCUUCGCGGAAUUGCCAUUACGGAUGCAGAUCACUAUGGUAUAUUAGGACUGAAAAAGGGAUGUUCAUAUGAUCAGGUUAAAUCUGCAUAUGAUCAAAAGCUGGAGGAGCUAAUGAACCAAGGAUUGGAACAAGAGGAGCUAAGCAAGAAGCUUGACCUCCUAAAAGAGUCAUACUCAAUCUUGUCGUCGGUCCAAGAGCGAAGGUUGUACGAUUGGAGCUUGGCAAGGAACGAGAACCCAGAUCGAUAUGCUUGGCCUUUCGAGGUUGACAUAACUCAAACCCCAAAUUCACCAGACACUCCUCCACCCCAGGAGCCUGAAGAUGUGGAGCCAACAAGACUUGUAGGAUACUUUUUUCUCACUUGGAUAAUCUUAUCCAUCACCUUAUCUGUUGCGUUGAAUCGUUAGGUUGGUGUUUCGGGUCAUGUUGAUGCCUAAAUCAUCGCAAAUGUAACAUCACAUAUGUUUUGGCAAACACCUACACCUUCGUCCUUGAUCUUC
This is a messenger RNA of Cynara cardunculus var. scolymus (artichoke), 835 nucleotides long. RefSeq names its product NAD(P)H-quinone oxidoreductase subunit U, chloroplastic. The record is from RefSeq and is a predicted model, not a curated record. Lineage: Eukaryota; Viridiplantae; Streptophyta; Magnoliopsida; Asterales; Asteraceae. The transcript is spliced from 5 exons. The coding region runs from base 74 to 742 and encodes 222 amino acids. Gene Ontology annotation, cellular component: NAD(P)H dehydrogenase complex (plastoquinone); chloroplast; chloroplast thylakoid membrane.